This is a messenger RNA of Cinara cedri, 12340 nucleotides long. The record is from the annotation of a GenBank genome assembly. Lineage: Eukaryota; Metazoa; Arthropoda; Insecta; Hemiptera; Aphididae.
AUGGUCAACGAUAUAGAAAUGUCCGAGGACAAUCAAAUUCAGUCCUCGCCGCUGUCGUCGUCCCCCGCCCCCGAGUGUAAUGCCGAACAGCUGCAGCAACAGCAGCAGCAACAACAACAACAGGACAUGAUGGUGAAGGGUAAAUUUUGCGCCGUGUACGAGGGUACCGCCCCUCCGGGUUGCAAAUUCAAGUUUUUCAACGGACCGGGAAGGAGCAAUCCGGAAAGCGUAAUCCUGGCCGACAAACUCAACGUGAGUAUAUCUGUUGGUUGAUACGACAGGCCCUCGUUUAAAAGAAUAAAAGUACCUAUCAGACUAUUAUCAUCCCUGACCCGACACCCGACAUGUCACGGGGUUUGUUUCGCGUGCGGUUUACAGGGUUGGCUAAACGUUCUCUAUUCACGAACGUCCUCGUUAAUCCGGGCUCUUUAACAGGAAAUUUCCUAUUUUUUACACGUAUUUUGUUUUUAUAUAUUAUACCUGUAUAAAUAUAUAGAAUAUAUACAGAGCUGUAUACAAACUAUGAUUUUGUUUUAUCUAAAAAAAAAAAUAAUAAUAAUUUAUCAAAGUGGUGAUAAUGUAAAAUGUAGACAAUACAUUAAUUAUACUUAUAACAUUAUAUACGUCUAUGGGUAAUACAAAUAAUACAAUUUAUUAUGAUUAUAGGUGAUAAUGCGAUAUUGUGAUAAGAUUUAUAAUUACUUUUCUGAUUAUUAUUAAAACCAUUCGAACAUCUUAUAUUGAAAAUUGUAUGGGCUAUGAUAGAAGUAUAGAACAACAACUAGGCUUUCCUAUGAUACACAAUUAUGUAUAACAUUGAUAGGUUUGAUAUUGAAUCAAUAAUUCUUAAAAUUUACAACUAUUUAAACUGUUAGAACAGAAAGAAUUGUGAGUUUACAAAUAUUACACAUAGAGAAUUACUAUAUCACAACUAGACAAUCGUAUGCAUUAAAUUUUUUUUUUGUAUAAUAAGACCAAACACCUAAAACACUAUUAAAUUAUUUUUGAAAAUGACUAGUGAACAUAUUCUUUCUUAAAAUCCCUAAAUUAUUUUAUUGAUUACAUAAAAUUAUUUGAUCAGAUUCAAAAUUUGAAAACAUUGAUAAGCGUACAGGUUGAUACAUAUUUUUUUUAAAAUCUAAUAAGUUUGCUAUUGUCUUUUCUUCUAAUCAUAGCAUAACAUUAUUUUCUGACAUUUUGAAAGUUACUCAGGUUUUUUUUUUUUUUUAAUAUUCCAAGACAUAAUGCUAGUACAGAGAAAAUAUUUUCACUCAUAAUUAGUUAAUGGACUAAAGAACGUAACCGUUUCUGUUUGAAAAUAUUAAAAGCGUUAUGAUGGUUCAAUUUAAUUUUAAAAAUUUUAAGUGUGCUGAUUUUUUUAAAUAUUUGAAACAUAAAAAAAACAAUUAUCUUUGUAAAGAAAUAUCUAGUUUUGACAGAUAUGGUUUGAGUUCUAAAUAAUAUUAAAAAAUGUCUAAUGUAGUUUAGUUUUAAAAAUUUAAAAUCUAAAAUGAAUUUUAUUUAUUUGUUUUGAAUUUGUUUAGUUAUGGUUGAUAUUAUAUUUAUAAAUAUUUUUAUUUAUUUUUUUUUUUUUUUUUUUUUUUUUUUUGUUAACAGCAUUAAUCAAAUAUACUGUAUAUUUAACCAAUGCCAUUAGAUAUGUUAGCCCAGUAGGUUUCAACCUGUAUAUCACAGAUCCCAGGGGGCAUCGUGGUUUAUUAAGGGAGCAGUGUCUAAAGUAAAUAUAGUUCAGUACCACGGUAAAUUUGUUUAUUUUAAAUUUUAUCAUUGUUAGUUAGGGAGCCGCUAAUUUGGUUUUGAAAAUCAGACCCAUAGACCCAGAAAGGUUGAAAACCACUGUGUUAGACUAUAUGUUGACAUGCUGUUUAAACUAUGUUUUAAUCGGCAAACUGAGCGUAAUAGUAUGAAAUGCACAUAUGUUUUGUAUAUUAGCAAUAAUUUGAAAGUACUCCUAAAAUAAAUUAACAGUUAUGUAAUACCAGUUGUGUAAAGGAACAAUAAUUUGUAAAAAUGUCCUUUUUUUAUAUAAAUAUAUAUAUAUAUAUAUAUAAGACCACAUCUGGUCACCCUAUGCGCAAUAAUUCUAUCCAUAGAAAACCUUAAGGCUGAACUAUAAUUUAAAAAAAAACAAUUCAAUUUGGCUUAUUGAAGAACUUUUUACAAACAUAAUAGGUAUUUUAGGUUGUUACCUAGAAUACACAAUAUUAUCCAAAAGCAUAAUAUAUUUAGUAGUUAAUCUUACUUAUCAAUAAUAAUAACUACUAAUUCAUACAUCUUGAGUUUAUUCAAUAUUAUUUAGGUACCUAGGUAUAAUUUGUAACAUUCACCUACCCCUAAUUUUCAUAGUCCCAAACAAAUAAUAAUACAUCUGUUUUGUUUUCGUUUGAUUUCUGGAUUACUUUGGAUACCUAUAAGGAAAAGAUAUGAUAGUUAAAUAUCUAAUCUUUCCGGUCAAGAGGAUGUUAUAUCCGCAUCUAUGUCUCAGUCCAACUAUCGGGUAACAUGCAAAAACAAUGCUUACACAGAAUAAGUGAAACUAGCUUAAUUUUGAUUUUAGAGUAAAAGUCCCUAUUAAGAAAUUUAUAGAGAACAAUAUUUCAGUGUCAUAGGGUUUUGUAUUAUUCAAAAUAUACAACCUGAUAUAAAAGAUAGAAAAACCAAUUUUUUUCUUUUUAAAUAACUGUAACUUUUUAUUAGUUCAUAAUUCAAAAAAACAUCUAUGAUUUUCUCUCCAAAAUAUUGUUCUCUAUAAAUUCAAUAAUAGGUACUUUUACCUUAAAAUCAAAAUUAAGCUAGUUAGUAGUUUUACUUAUUCUUCGUAAGCAUUGAUUUUGUAUAUUACCCGGUAAUUAGACUGAGAUAGUAGAUGCGGGUAUAACAUUAUUUUAACCGAGUUCCACUCAAUAACUGAUCACAGUUUUCAGUUUAUAAACUAAAUUAUCCUAUGUCCAACUUCCUAGUUGCUAACUACACCAGUCUAUCUACUCAUGGAAGUGGUAUACUAGUAUGUUUAUAUGAUAUUUUAUGACAAUUUUACUAUUUAAGGCUGUUCUUACAAUGUACUUUAAAGUGUGUUAGAGACUUAGAGCUAACCUACAGUUAUAUUUGCCUUCAAAAUGAUUGUUGGUUUAUUGGUGGUUAACACUAACAAACACUUUACUGGACUUUAUAAGAACAGCCCUGAAUAUUUUAAUUAAUGUUUUAGAGUAUAAAAUCGGACACCGAAAAAAAUCCAGUCGCCAAACUUAAUGAAAUGAUGUUAAUGUUAAAAAAGAAAAAUGUUCGUUAUGAGAUGAUAGACAUAGGAGGUUUUAUACACUCUCCGAUUUACACAAUACGUGCUCAAAAUGAAGAUAUUUCUGGUAUGUGAUUAUAUAUUAUUAUAUCUUAUUAAUAUACAUAUUAAAAAUGUUGUUAAUUUUAAAUAGUUUUUGGUACUGGUUCUUCAAAAAAAGAAGCCAAAAGAGCAGCAGCGAUUGCUUUUAUAGAGAGAAUGGAUUUUAAUAAUGAAAGUGAUAAAAUUACAUCAACUACUUCAAACAAUAAUAAUAACUCCAAUGAGUAAAACAUCAACUCUAUAAAACUAUGAAAAAAAUACCUGUUAUCUAUACUAAACAUUUUUUUUAAUUCUUUUUUUAGGAAAAAGAUAGCAGAUCAAGUAUUAGAUGAUAUAAAAUCAGAAAUAAAUCCUAUUGGUCUACUGCAGGAAGUCUGCAUGAAUUAUCAUUGGAAGCUACCUAUUUAUGAUUAUACUACAGCAGACCUUGCUCUUAAACGAGGUAAUAUAGGAUUUAAAGCAAGUUGUUCGCUUUAUAUGUACAAAACCAAUAGUAAGUAAAUAAAUAUAAAUAUCUAUUUAUACAAAUUUAUAAUAUUGAAUAAUAUCAAUAAAUAAAUAUUUAUCAGGUGUUCAAAGAACCAAGCAAUCAGCUAAAAGAGAAGCAGCUCGACUCAUGUAUGAAAAAAUCAAGAAGUUUUCUGCCGAUCAUAUAAGCAGUCUUUCUCUAGAUAAAUUCCCAAUACCAAGUUCAGUUUUGUUCCAAAAUAAUAGACCUGGAAAAAAAAAUAAUGAAUUAGACUUGAUAAAUUCGCCUGAAAAUAUGAAAACCAUAGAAAAAUUCUACGAAAAAUUAAAAAUGUCAAAAAAUCCAACUGUGAACAAAGUGAAGGUAAUAUAUAGUAUUUAAUCUCAACAUUUAAUUUAAACAUCUUAUAUAAAAGGCCAGAUUUGUCUAUAACACUUUACAUAUAUAUAUAUACUAAAUGUACAUUGUGGCAUUAAAAUUAAAAUUUGAGUUUAAAUACAAAUAACAAAAACACAGAGGAAAAUAUGUUCAAAGGUGUUGCUUAUCUUUAAUCUAAAAGAUUGUCAUACAAACAAGAAACUGCCAUAUUACAAUGUAUUCUUUUGUUUCAAGGAAGACAAGGUCAAAUAAAUUUUAUAAAAACAAAAAUGUACUUUAGAAAAAAAUUAAAGAAAAUAUAUAAAAAUUGACUAAAGACUUUUUCCUUUGGACCAAAAUAUUGGUUGUCACAGUCAACUUUAAUCAAUAAAUGUGAUUGAUGUACAAUAAAUUACUGUCAGUUAAUCUUUAAUAAUUUUACAUCAUUCAUGUUUCAAUGUUAAUAAAUAAAUAAACUUUAUUUCACUAAAUUGUAUAUGUAUUUAAGUUUUUGUCAUUAAGAUUUGCAGCAUUUGGAUUUAGCACUAGCUAUUUUAAGCAUUUCAAUGAUCAUUAUUAUUCAUUAUGUAUGACAGUAUUUUAGUUGAAAUAAUGAUUUAUAAAGGAGUUUAUAAUAAUAUUUACAUUCAUAACCAUAUAUUGUAAAGUACUACUUACAUUUUUUGAAUAAUAUUGGCUAGUAUAGAUGUGCCUAUUAUUUAAUAUUCAUAUUUAAAUAAAUAAUAGUUUAUAUAUAUUUAUCAUAAAAUACAGAACAAGUCCAGUUAACAGUGAGUGUUCUUAUAUCUAACAUAUAUUUUACUUAUAAUAGACUAAUGUCAUUCCUAUGGCUAUUACUAUUUCUACAUUGCUUAACAUUUUAUUUGUUGUGUUUUAUAAUUGAAAAGAUAGGUCAUUAUUUGCGGUUUUCGUUGGACGAUUUAGGAGGGAGUUUUGAAGGAAACUAGUAGAAGUAUGAGGAAUAUGAAAUGAAGCAUGGAAGCAGGUGUGAUGAAAUAGGACUUUAAAAUUGACGAGGGAGAGAAUAACGGGUGAAUUUAUUUUGCCAAUUAGAAGAUUUGAAAGGAACAAAAUGUUUUUUAUUUGUCUACAGUUCGCUAAGCUUGGGAGACCCAGCUUAUAUAAAACAAGAGAAUAGUUGUGGGAUAUAAGACAGGGUAUAUUUAGAUGAUGAGAAACGGCAUGGAGAAACCUUUUCUAUAUACACUCUACUCUUUAUUGACUUCAAAAAAAGAAAGUUACCCUGGAUACCAUCCGGGCUGGGAAACCUGAUAUUGUGAAGAGAAGGAAGUGCAGCACUGACAUCGUCCACUAAAAAGGAUAUGUUGUUGGUGAGGUUGAACGCAGGGGUUGCGGGAUAAGUCGGAUAGGAGGUUAAAUUAAUAGUAGGAGAAUUAUAUAUUGUUGAAAAAUACUUUGAGAAUAGUUUCACUGCAUUUGAAGCAUCCAAACUUGUAGAAUUAUUGACAUUGUGAGGAAGGAAUGGUUGGCGAGGAGCAGGAUUUGUGGAUAAAUUACCUAAAAUAACUAGAAUUAGUUAGAAGGGCAGAUUCUGUGUGAGAAAUGAAGUCUAUAUGAUUUUUUUGAUAGAAAUUUGUAACACGCACAAAGAAGCGAAAAUUAAUGAUAGUAAGAGAAAGUUCUUUUAUAUUUUACAUGGGCUUUUGUUGUUUGCCACGCGAGCUUUUUAAGAUCAUUGUGAACCAGGGUGGAUAGGUAGAAGGUCGGGUGUAUACUUUGGGGACAAAGACUAGAAAUGAUGAGUAAAUAGCAUCCUGAAAAUAUUUUAUUACGUUAUCUGAAUGGCAAAAAAGUUUAUUCCUAUUUAUACGAACUUAGAAAGUAGUUUAUACUUGGGAAAAGUUAAGGAAUGAUAUUAAAGGGGGUGUAGUAGUAGAUAGGUAUCAAGGAUUGAGCCGUAAAGGUUUUGGGAAGUUGAUGUGGAUGAGUAGCAAAGACCAUGGUUGUUGUUUAACCAAUUUAUAAAUGGUAAAUUGUAUAUAUAUCUUUAUCAAUCAAAUCAACCAUGUAAUGAUAUAUUGAUAACUACGUACAGACAGACACAAUGAGGAUAUAAGUUGUUUAAACUUGUGUUUAGAAACCUAAAAUUAAUUGAUUUAUUUUUCAUUUAUCAUUUAAGUAUUCCAGAAAAAUAAUAAUUAAUUAUUAUUAGUAUAGCUAGUAUAUAAUAACUUAUUAUAGACUAAAAGUUUUUUAUUAUUAUUAAAAUUUUAUUUUUUUCAGGGAUUAGACUUCACAAAAUACCCUGGAAGUGCUGUUGAAAUUUUAGACCAAAUAGGAGAAGAAGAAGGAUUUACUUCAACUUAUGUCUUACUUUCUAAAUCGGCUUCCAGUAUGAGUUUUCUUUAAGUUGAAAAAAUUAUCUUAAUUAAUAUAUAUAUAUUUGUUUUAGGUGUAUCAGGAAUUUUGAUGCAGGUAUCUAUUACUCCCUUUAUAAUACACUUGGGUACUGGAAAAUCACUGUCCGAGGCUCAAGAAGCUGCUGCCAAUGUUGCUCUAGUAUACUUGAAACUUUUUUUAGAGUAAUAAGAACAACUAAAAUAUUUGAAUGGACAUUUGCCACCUAACAUUUAUAAUUCACAGAGCAUUUUUGCUUUUCCUAGCCAUAAAUAGUAAUGUUAUAACUUAACUAUUUAUCACGAUAGUACUUAUGACAAAUGUUAUUAGGGUCAAAAACCUAUGAAUAACAAUUGUUAGGUUAGGUUAGAUUAAAUCCUAUUAUUAUUAAGCAAACUAAUAAAAAAUCUUAAUGGAUUAUUUAGCAUGUAAUAUUUAUAUUUAUUUGUGUAUUUUGUUUUUCCAAUUAAUUUGCUUUUUUUAUUUUUCUAUUUUUCUUCAACAUUUAAAAUGUAUAGAAAUAUAUACAAUGUACAAACAUGAGUGAUAAAUAUGUUAUAACACUUUAUCACAAUAGUAGUCUAUGAAAAUUAUUAUUAAGAUCAAAAAUCCCAAAUAUUAAAUAAGUAUACUAAUUAAUGCUAUAAACAACAAUUAUUAUUGAUUUAUUUUUUAUGUAUGUAGUAUUAUUUCAUUUUUCUUUUUCUUUUUCAUAACAUGUUUAUACAUACAUUUAUUUUAAAGUUUGUUUAAAUCAUUUACCAUGUAAUAUUUAUUCGUGUUGAACUUGCUUUUCAUUAUAAAAUAUGAACCCAUUAUAGAAUAUUGAAAAAAUUCUUAUAAUUGUAAUAAUGAAUAUUUUUUUUUCAUAUAGAUAUGGUUAUUUUUGAUUUUUUUGUAAAUUGCUUACCUAUAUAACAUUUUUAACAGUUCUAUUGCUAAUAAACAUCAGAAUACAUACAUUUUCAUUUAUCGUCGUAUAAUUUUAUAUAAUAUUUUAAACCUACUAUUAUUACAAAGCAAUUUACAAUUAUAGUUAUGCGUGUCAAGUUAUAUAUAAUAUACAUACAUAAGUAAGCACUUAAACAUUUAAUUCUACUCCUGGCCGUGCGUAAGGUAGAGGGGUACAAAACCUUUUUUUGCUCCUUUUUUUUCAUAAUUAACAAUUAUGUAUUGAUUUUAUCAUAUUAAGAUAAAUUUACUUCUGCAGACUCCUGCAGUGUAAUGUGUGGUCAAAAUAAUAAUUAUUUAUGGUUUUGACUUUAUCUUCCUAAUAAUUGAUGUAUUUUUAAAUUCCCCCCCCUUAUGAAGAAAUCUUGUCCACGUGCCUGUAAUAUUAGUGCUAAUUGUAAUAUGUAGAUAAUAAAUUGAUGAUUUAUUUAAUACAUUUUAGUAAUAAAAAGUGUUUAAUAUUUAUAUUGUAUUAUUAUAAUAAUUAUAUAAUAUUUACCCAUUUAUUUCCCUUGGUUAUGGAUUAUAAUGCUUUAUGUAAUUAUUGUACAUUUUUAAAUAUAAUUCUGUAAAACCAAGUAUAUUUCAAUGCCAGAGUUUUUUAUACAUAUACUCAGUGUCUGUCUGGUCAUUGAAGGACCAGGCAAGAUUUUUGUUUUAGGGGCCCAACCUACCUGACCAUUUUGCACAUUAUUGUUUUCAUUAUUCAUAUUUGUAUUAAGUAGAUAAAUUAAGUAAUUAGAUAAAGUUUAUUCAAUUUUUAUUUUUUAAGAGUUAAUAAUAGUUAAUAUAAAUUGUAAUUUAUUACAAAUUAAAAUAAAUAUCACCUUUGUAUAUAAUACUUUUGUGUAAAUGACCACGUUAAAGUACCUUCCCAAUCUUUUUAGAAAAAUUGGUUUUACCCACAAAAAUAAAGGUGAUAAAUAAUAAUAUAAAUAUAAAAUUGUAGAGCAUCUUUUUUCUUAAAUGUUCUAAAAACAAAUUCUGCAAAAAGUUAAUACUUUACAAGAUAAUGAGUGUACCUACUUAAAUAAAUCACCUGGUACAUGAAUUCUUUACAAAAACAAGACACUAUGAGAUUUGCUAAUAUGUACAAUCUACAUAAGAAUAAUUUACAUUUUGUAAUUAUAGAAAAUAAAUAAAAAUCACAUUUUUAAGAUUAAAAUAUAACAAAUUUACAUACAACACACAUAUAUAACAUUAUAAUUAAGUUUUACGUGGUUUAUUAAUAACAUAAAAUGUAAGUAUGAUAGGUGAAUUAUGAUUUCAACAAAUGUUAUGAACAUAAAAACUACAAUUUAAAAAAAAUUGCAGAAAUAUGAAUUUUCGGUAUUAAAAUUAAAAACAAAAUAAAUAAAAAAUGAUUCUUAGAAAAAUCGAGCAUUUUGAAUUUUUUGACCAUAACUUUCUAAUGAAGUUUUUGAAAGUACCAUCAAAUAAAGCAUUCAAAAUUACAUAUAUUGCAAAAAAAUCCAAAAAACUGUUGUAGACUAUUCUUAAAAUCCUGUUUUUGAGUUUAAAAUCUGAAAAGUUUACAUUUUUUAAAUUUUUUUUUUUAGAAAUGGUAUUAAAUAUAUACUUAAUGUUUUAGUGAAAUUAGAAUUCACUUAUCAUACUUACUUCUUAAAAAUCAAACAUAAAACAUCAAAAUGCGUUAAUGAACAUUCUAUUAGUCUCAAGUUAUGUUUGAAAGUUAAUUACAUUGAUGGAUAUGUAUGAAGAUGUUGAAAAUAUUCCUUGGAUUCACAAAAAAAAAAAUUAAUUUUAAAAUUAUUAAAUAUUUUUUUAUUUACAACAAUAAUUUGACCUUAUAAUCGUAUUAAUUUCACCAUGCCCCUCAGCUCUCCCCCCCCCCAUCGGUUUUUUAAAAAUAUUUUUCUAAAGGUAAAAUGUGAUGUUUAUGUAACCUUAAGAAAAGAUACAUUUUUCCACUAUUUCUUCUAGACCAAAAAAUAUUAGUGAGUUCUGAUUUCACCAAAAACUUUUUUAUGUUAUUACAUAAUGAAUAAAAAAAACUCCAAGAGUUGCUUGUGAACUAAAUUGCAUUUGUUCCUUGUUUUGAUUAGGUAUGGAGUUAAUAAUAAACAAAACUUACACACUUAUACAAAAACAUUACUCUUCUGACUUCUUUAUGAGUGUUAAAUAAAGUUUAAUAAUAUGAUAGUAUGAACUCAUACAGUUAUUAAAUAUUUUAAUUAUAGUUAAUAAAGUUUUUAACUAUUUCACUUAUUAGGACUUAUAUAAGUACUUUAUACUUGAAUAUUUAAUAAUUCUAUAAUUUCAUAAUAUAUUAAUUAAGAAUUAAAUUUACAAUUAUUAUAUAUAACUUUAAUAAAAUUAUUUAAAAUUAUAUUAAAAUUUACAAUUUAUUUUUUUUAAAUAAAAACUUUCAUUAAAUCAUUUAAUAAUUUUUAGAGCCCAAGACUAAUGCAUAAGUCAGAAUGCAUGCAUAAGCAUUCCGAUUUUCUUUUGCUCUAAUAUAAUGUAAAAUUUUGGGUAUAUCUAUAUAAAUUUGUUUAUUUUGGGAUGUAAGAAAAAUUCUAAGGUUGCUUAUGUCGAAUGAUGAAAGUUCAACAAACAAAAAAGGUGAGAUAAUUAAUAUUUAAUAAUAAUAUUAAUAUCUAAUAGUUAAAAGAUAUUUUAUAUCUGACGGACCUGACUUGCUUAAACCCGUCGUAUGUCGCACUGUUAAAUAAUAUUUACCAAACAAUAAAAAUUUAUUUAUUUUAUUUUAUAAUAUUUUGAACUUCAAUGAUUUUUUUCUUGUUAUUUUGAUUCUUAAAAUACCUACUGCUUCGUGUCUGCAGUCGACUACAGCAGUCACCGAUGCGACCGCCGCACGCAUUAAUUUUAAUCUAUUUUAAAAAAAAAAGGUUAAACAAUUUUCCUGCGAAUAAAAUCGACGUGUAUGUAAUAUUAUUAUUAUUAUAAUCACUUUCCGUAAUAAUAGUAUUCGUUUACUAUUCAAACACGUUACAUACCUAUGGUGAUAUACAGAGGGAUUCUAUGGUAUACAGAGCGAUUUCAAAAUACAAAUAUUUACAAAUGGUUUUCAACAAGAAUAUUGCAACUAACGACGGGUUCAUUUCUAUAGCCAUAUGACUAUAUAAAAAAUUAUUCGAAUAAUCAUAGUUGAAAAUUAUUCGAAUAAUUUUUUUUUAUAAUUAGAUAACAUUUUGCCCAACAUUGACUUAGAUCUACUAUAUUGCAAAUUUUAGAUUUACCUGCAAAUUGUAAAGUUGGAGGUGACAACAAAUAUACUGGUUGGGACAAAUAUGAUAGUACGUUAAGUUCCAACGAAGCUGAAGAUUCAGACCUAGAUAAGGAUUAUGUGCCAAGAGGCGACGUAAACUCUGCAGAUUCCGAUCUUUUAAAACCAUCUACUUCAAAAAAGGUAAGAAAGAAAUUUACUACUACGAAAAAUAACGAUAGUCUAAGCAAAGAAACAGUUAGUGUUUUGGCGAAUGAUUUAUACCUUACAAGUGACGAAGAGUUAAAUGAAUUAACUCCUUUGAAUAAUGACUCCUGCAGAAAAGUUAAAAACAAAACAUCCAUUGUACAAAAAGGAAGAAAACGGAUGAGAAACUCAUGCCUGGCUUUGCAAUAUACGUAAACAAAAGUUAGCAGCAGGCGAAGAGUAUAUAAAUAAAAAGGGUAAAACUGUAGCUGGUAAAGUUAUGAAACUACCAUGUUCUUGUCGUUUGCAGUGUUAUGCAAGGUUGUCUAAUGAUGAAAGAUCGCACAUUUUUAAUGCAUACUGGGACAAAGAUAAAAAUUCUAAUUCAAAACGGCAGUUCAUUUUAUCUUGCUUAAGUAGCCAACCUAUUGAACGUUGAAGAAAAAUGAAUGCUGUUCCUAAAAAAGCCAAACAUUAUACUCUCCAUUACUACUUUACAAUUAACAAUAAUAAAAUUAAAGUUUGUAAGGUAAUGUUUUUAAACACACUUGUAAUUUUAAAUACUGUUGUUGUAAAUAUUCUCAAAAACUGCCAACCUGGAGGUGUGGUAAAAGUUGAUCAAAGAGGCAAAAAUAUUCCAACUAACAAAACGUCAGCACAGUGUAUAGAAAAUGUUAUUCAACAUAUUUCUUCCGUCCCUUGCUACGAGUCAUUAUUGUCGGGAAAAAACACAGUAUAAGUACUUAGGUCCUGAGUUAAAUAAAGAAAUAAUGUACGAGUUAUACUUACAGUUUUGCAAAGACAACAACAUACCUGAAGAACUUAUUGCUAAAAAAAUGGAAAUACUUUGAGGUUUUUGAUACACAAUUUAAACUUUCCUUCAAGCCACCAGAGGUAGAUACAUGUGACAUUUACGAUUCGUUUCAGGUCAGACUUAAAGAUAACCGUUUAAACCAGGAAGACAAAGACAAUCUCACCACUGAAUAUGACUCGCACCUCACAGAAUCAAAGAGAAGGUACAAUCUAAAAAGUGAAGAUUGUAAAAUGUCAAAAAUAAAUUCCGCACAUAAAGUUCUAACUGGGGUUAUAAACUAGUUAUAAACGGAAAUUGUGGACGCUUAACUACACUCUCUUUGAUUCUUCAGAUAACAGUGUUUACUGCAUGAUGUGGGAUGAAAGUAAAGCUGGAAGAGGUGGGGAGGAAAUAUCAUCAGCCAUUUUUAAAUGGGCUGACAAUGUAAUUCUUAAUUCAGCUGGUGUUAAUAAAAUCACACUAUGGUCUGAUAAUUGUUUUGGACAAAAUAAAAAUAUUUCCAUUAUUAUGUGCUUCUUCUGGAUAAUGCAAAAAUAUCCUCAAAUAGAACGUAUCAAUAUGAAGUAUCUCCUCAAAGGACACACACAUAUGGAGGCUGACACCGUGCAUGCGUAA